CAACUUCCUUCAAUCAUCCAACCUUACUCCUAUAAAAGUCAUCCUUAAAAAUCCCAUUCAUCAUUAGAAUCAUUCGUAUCACAACUAGUAAACAAACAAGAUACUUGCGUAGCAACAAGUAAUACGAUGGCACCCCAACAGUCCAUCCGGGCUCUCCUCGCCUACGCGGGCAACAUCUUCUCCCAAGUCCCGCUCGGUGGAAUCGCGAACCCAUUCGACUCCGGCUCGGCCGUUGCCGGAAACACCGGCGUCCAGCAACAGCAAUGUCACUACUCGCCGCUCACCGGUGCACCAGUCUGCCCGAUCGACGGCCCCAUGUCGUGCCACAACAGCACGCCCGUCGCAGGCAAUUCGUGCUGCUUUGUGCACCCCGGCGGGCAGCUGAUGUUGACUCAGUUCUGGGAUCAGGACAUUCACGAAGGUGGUUCUGAUGAGGACUGGACGAUCCAUGGUCUAUGGCCAGAUCUGUGUAACGGCGGCUACGAGCAGUUCUGCAACAUCGCACCGCAGUACAGGAACAUCACGGAAAUCCUUCACGCGCACGGUCAGGCAGACCUCGUCUCCUUCAUGAACCGAUACUGGGUCGCGGACCGGGGUACCAACGACCACCUGUGGGAGCACGAGUGGAACAAGCACGGGACCUGCAUCAACACGCUUGCGCCGGCGUGCUACUCGACGCCAUCAUCCUCAUCCUCUUGCAGCAAGUCGGAGGAAGCAGCGGUAGCAAGCCCCGGCGAGAUGGCGGUGGUGGACUACUUUACUCGCGCGGUCGCGCUCUUCAAGACGCUUGACACGUACACGGCGCUCGAGCGCGCCGGCAUCGUGCCGCACGCACGCAAGCGCUACCCGCUCGUCGACGUGCAAAAGGCGCUGGCCGAGUACCUGGGCGGCGGCAAGGUCGCGCUGCGAUGCAGGGGAGGCAACAGGCACAGGAAGGGCGACGUGCUCAACGAGGCUUGGUUCGUCUACUACGUCAAGGGCAGCCUCCAGACGGGAGAGUUUGUCCCCGCGCCCCCGACCGGCAGAGACGCGACAAACUGUGCGCCGUGGAUUAAGUACCCGCCCAAGAGGAGACGUGGGGACCUGUGAUUGAGCUGAGGUACUGGCUGUACUGUAUGUGUUACGGCGGAGACGCUUGUGUUUUGGCUUUUGGGUUUGAGAGGGAUCUACAGUGUUCAUUGUAUCGUGUUGUGGAGGGUAGGAUCUUGGCAUGUUGGGAUGGCGUUCUUGUGUCCCAUAUUUCAUCAUUUGGAUCUCAUCAUUUAGGUUAGACACAGACUGUUACUGGAAACCCUAUCGUCUACUAACACUGUUGUCAUACGUCUUAACAAACUUUUUGGGAAGCAGAGUCCAGAUCCACCUGCUUUGUCCUUUGUUUUUUUUUUCUCUCUCUUGACAGCCGUUGCAAUCCGUCAAUCAAAUGUAGGGUCAAAAUUUAUGCAGUCAAG
Pyricularia grisea is the source of this 1448-nucleotide messenger RNA. RefSeq lists its product as uncharacterized. The coding region runs from base 127 to 1089 and encodes 320 amino acids. Gene Ontology annotation, biological process: RNA catabolic process. Gene Ontology annotation, molecular function: RNA binding; ribonuclease T2 activity. The transcript is spliced from 2 exons. The record is from RefSeq and is a predicted model, not a curated record. Lineage: Eukaryota; Fungi; Ascomycota; Sordariomycetes; Magnaporthales; Pyriculariaceae. Gene Ontology annotation, cellular component: extracellular region.